UCGUACGACCACUAAUACAUUGGUUUGUUCUACGGUUCUACGUACUUGCUUACAACAGCUGUUCAUCAAUAUCUACCACAGAAAUGCGUGGGUGUCCCUUGGUCCUCUUCAUAUCAAGUCUGGAGGUGAAAGUGUUCAAGCAACAACACAUAUGGAUUGAAGGAAAUCAUCGAACGUUGUGAAAAGCUCCAUUAUGAGACUAUUUUACCCUCUGGUGACGUUUUUAAGUCUGCUACAAACAGUGAUUCAUGGCCAAGGACCGACAUUUCUCGGUUGCAGUUUGGAAGUGGUGGUGGAUCCAAGUUUGAGAAAUGCUAUCUUUGAUCAGCUUGAACAAGAUGGCUCCAGGCGCAUGUCGGAAAAUCCAGAGGGCCAAUUGAAGAGUGCAGUUACCAGAUUGGUCUCGGACCACAUUUAUUUUGCCAAUGAGAUCUUCGCCAAGUAUGACUUUGGCAGUCUCAACACUCAAUACAAAGUCUACCUCCAAAGACUGAAGGUCCUGGAUGACGAACAUUGCGAGUACAAAGGGGUCGACUAUUGCCAGGACUUGCCCGAAGGACCUUUGGCGCAAACUUACCUCGAGCAUCACUCCCAAGCCAAUCACAGUGAUGUGUGUCUCUCAUUCCUCUUCACAAAUAAAAACUUCAAAGAGGGCUCCCUUGGAUAUGCCUACCAAGCACAUUUGGGUGGAAGCCGAGGUGGAAUUUGCGAUAAAGAGGCUGACUACCAAGAGAAACAACAUCAACUUAGUUACAAUACGGGAUUGGUGGGGUUCACACAUAAUGACAUUCGAGUACCAGAGCUCAUCUCCAAAUUCACUUUUGCUCAUGAACUCGGACACAGUUUUGGAUCCCAGCAUGAUUACCCACAGCAAUGCCUCUUUGAUCGGGAUGGCGGGGCCUAUCUGAUGCAUUGGCAAGGCCCCAAGGGAUUCCACGAGUCCAAUUACGAAUUGUCCCCUUGCAGUGUCCGGAACAUGUCCUUGGCUCUCAAAAUGUUGACCCGAGACAAUAGGGAUUGUCUCACCGAUGUGCCCAUUUCCACGUGUGGCAAUGGAAUCCUCGAAGGAUGGGAGGAGUGUGACUGUGGGAUGAAUGAACUUGAAUGCCACGACCAAUGUUGCCAUCCAGCAAGUCUGGGAGAUCGAGGAUGCACUUUGACUGAAGGCUCGCAAUGCAGCCCCUCCGAAGGACCUUGCUGUUCGUGGGAGUGCCAACUAGUUCCAAGUUCCAACUCGUCGAUCUCAACUUGUCUCAAUGAAAGGGAAUGCCACUUCUCGAGCUCCUGCGACGGUCUUCAAUCGUUUUGUCCCUCUUUGGCACCCAAACCCGAUGGAACACUCUGUGAAGGCGGUACAAAGAUGUGUCGCAAUGGGCAAUGCAGUGGGUCAAUAUGUUCCAAGUUCAACUUGGUGGAGUGUCAUCCCAGGGAUCCCAAACAUUCUUGUGAAGUUCAUUGCCAGGUCAAAGGCAAGCCUUCAUCUUGUCGUCCUUCCUCUGAUUUGGAGCCAUUUUUUAAUGAAAUUGUCAUGAAACCCCCUCAAACCAUAUGCAACAUCGCCGUGAAAAGUUACUAUGAUUUCGGAUAUUGCUCAUCCAGUGGGAUAUGUGACCAAAACACCUCGCCUCAAGUGUCAAACACCGCGGCUUGGGUUGUGGGAUUAAUCAUUUUCCUGAUCAUCUAUCUAUUACUCAUGAUUCUAGCCCUGUGGUUUUACUGCCGUUACUGUCGUGGAAAAACCAUCAAGGCGAAAACCAACCGUGAAUCAAAACCAAAGCCUUGAAAUAAAACCCUUUACCCUGAAAAUUGAGCCUUCCAG
Molecule: messenger RNA, 1819 nt
Organism: Tigriopus californicus
Lineage: Eukaryota; Metazoa; Arthropoda; Copepoda; Harpacticoida; Harpacticidae
Product: disintegrin and metalloproteinase domain-containing protein 10-like
Exons: 8
Coding region: 194-1783 (529 amino acids)
Biological process (GO): Notch signaling pathway; membrane protein ectodomain proteolysis
Cellular component (GO): plasma membrane
Molecular function (GO): metalloendopeptidase activity
Source: RefSeq, a predicted model, not a curated record